UACAUCACCGUCGGCAUGGGAGUAUCGAGCUUUUUGAACUCAACGGGAGCACCGAAAGAUAAAGGAUGCCGAGGCCUGGAAGCACCACCAACAUUCGCUCCCCACAUGUUGUGCUCGCCUCGCGCUCCCCACGCGUCCCUCGUCGUCACGCACUCGCGCUCCCCGGCCCCCGCCUCCACCUCCUCCUUUUUAGGCCCCACCACCUCACGCCCCCGUCGGUUGCCCGCUCCACCGUCCCGAACCCCGCCCACCCGUGCCCGGCCGAAAGCCAAUUCGAAUCUCCCCACCGCGCGGCGGCACUUCGCCUUCGCAAUGCGGGCCUCCGUCGACGAGGCGGGCGCGCUCCUCGCGCGGAGCGACUCCGCCGGCCGCCGCCGCCACCCCGCGUCGCCCGUGCAGUCCGCGUCGCCGAGGCCCGGGGGCGGCCUGAGGCGGCAGUCGUCGUCGUUCCGCGACGACGUCGGGCACGCCGCCUCCGAGACGUACCUCGUCUCGCGCCUCGCCUUCACCCUCCUCCGGUAUCUCGGGAUAGGUUACCGGUGGAUGUCACAACUUCUUGCCCUCACAAUCUAUGCAAUUUUACUUAUGCCAGGUUUUAUACAAGUUGGAUAUUACUAUUUCUUUUCAAGCCAGGUCCAUAGAAGUAUAGUAUAUGGAGACCAACCCAGAAACAGGUUGGAUUUGUACAUACCAAAAGAUAACAGCAGACCCUAUCCAGUGGUGGCCUUUGUAACUGGUGGGGCUUGGAUUAUUGGUUACAAAGCAUGGGGUGCCCUUCUUGGAAGACGAUUGGCUGAGAGAGGAAUAAUAGUUGCUUGCAUUGAUUACAGAAAUUUCCCCCAAGGUACAAUAGGCGACAUGGUUAACGAUGCUUCUCAGGGGAUAUCUUUUGUGUGUAACAAUAUCGCCAGUUAUGGAGGAGAUCCUAAUCAGAUCUACUUGAUGGGUCAGUCAGCAGGUGCACAUAUUGCAGCAUGUGCCCUCAUGGAGCAGGCAGUAAAAGAAUCUAGUGGGCAUCCGGUUUCUUGGAGUGUUACUCAAAUCAAAGCAUACUUCGGUCUAUCUGGAGGGUACAACAUCCAUAAUUUGGUUGACCAUUUUAAUGAACGUGGUCUUCAUCGUUCAAUAUUUCUCAGCAUAAUGGAAGGAGAGGAAUCAUUGUCACGUUAUUCUCCUGAAAUUGUUGCCAAGAAGUCAAGUGCUGAAACCAUAACUCUUCUCCCUCUUAUUGUUCUUAUGCAUGGAACUGAAGAUUAUUCAAUACCAUCAUCUUCCAGUCAAACUUUUGUUGACGUCCUUCAACAAGCUGGUGCUCAAGCAAGGUUGCUGUUGUACGAAGGGAAAACACAUACAGAUAUAUUUUUACAGGACCCUCUUAGGGGCGGAAGAGAUCCAUUGGUUGAAGACCUCUUGUCUGUUAUUCAUGCUGACGAUACAAUUGCUCGGCAAAAGAUUUCUUUGGCACCCACUCCAAGGCGCUUGGUUUUUGAGUGGCAAUUAAAGUUGGCCCGUCGAAUUAGUCCCUUCUAGUAGGUUUGGAUGUGGCUGUUAUUUCAGUGCCAUCUAUGUGCGAAAUAUUAAUGUAAAGCAUGGCCAAGCUUGUGCCUUCACGGGUAAAGGGUGCUCUGGGAACCGUUGAUCGGAUUGGAUCAGGCAAGGGAAACCUCUUUACUCUUCUUUCCUGGCAUUGGCCCUGUAGUGCUCUAUGUGGAACUUGUAGCUGGGAAUAACUGGGAUGUGGGACAAGAGGAAGAAGCUACAUGAUUGGAAACCACAUCAUCUUUUUUUUUUUUUUUUUUUUUUUUUGCAAAUUUGUACAUAAUGCUGUAUAUUGCACAGAGGCUUGUAAUAAUUUCUCUGUAAUAUUGUGUAAAGCACAAGAAGAAAAUAUUAGAAUAUGCCUUCAUGAGGAAAGGGUACGCAAUACAAGAGGACAAUACAAGAGGGCAAGCAACUGAUUGGACGGAGUCAGGCAUGGAAAAACCUCUUUCCUGGCCUGUAGAUGGUACGCAAUACAAGGGACGAACAACAUGAUUGGAAACCACAUCCUUUUUUUUGUUCUUCUUUAAAGUUGUACAAGCUAGGUGUUGUGUUAUGUAUCACUCACAAAGGCCUGGAAGCAUGUGUUGUAAUAUUCUAAUUUGUGUAAAACAAAAUACUAGAACAUUACUAUCUGGCUAAUAUAAAACCUCAGGUUAUAUUGA
This is a messenger RNA of Phragmites australis (common reed), 2204 nucleotides long. RefSeq names its product probable isoprenylcysteine alpha-carbonyl methylesterase ICMEL2. The record is from RefSeq and is a predicted model, not a curated record. Bases 16 to 1530 code for a protein of 504 amino acids. NCBI's taxonomy places the organism in Eukaryota, Viridiplantae, Streptophyta, Magnoliopsida, Poales, Poaceae. The transcript is spliced from 12 exons.